Messenger RNA from Paecilomyces variotii, 1141 nucleotides. RefSeq lists its product as hypothetical. Lineage: Eukaryota; Fungi; Ascomycota; Eurotiomycetes; Eurotiales; Thermoascaceae. The coding region runs from base 60 to 971 and encodes 303 amino acids. The record is from RefSeq and is a predicted model, not a curated record. The transcript is spliced from 2 exons. Gene Ontology annotation, molecular function: nickel cation binding.
CUACUACCUACUUAUCAGUGAGAUCGGAUAAUCCAUCAUAAUACUGAUUAUUAGAUCCAAUGGCCGAAGACAUCGAUCAGGAAGCUCUCCAACGGGAGAUUUCUGAUCUGGAGAAUCGACUGAAACAUGCCAAGAGCCUACUAAAAGACAAAGAUACAUCUCACAAUGAGAACAAGCUAUACAACCAACUGACCCGCGAUGGCCUUCAAUACGCCCAAUCAACACAUCCUCUCCUCUUACUCUCUGAUUCUGCCUUACCACUAGGCUCAUUCGCCUAUUCCAGCGGUUUAGAAUCAUAUAUCGCGCAUCACAAACCUCUACCCCGCUCCGUGACGCCAGUUGCUUCCUUUCACCGUUUUCUGAAGCUAUCCAUUGCCUCUCUAGCAAGCACAUCUCUUCCAUAUCUCCUCGCUGCGUAUCGGGAACCGCACCAGUUGGACGUGCUAGAUAAUGACCUGGAUGCAUCGACACCCUGUACUGUCGCGCGGAGAGCUAGCGUAGCGCAAGGAAGAGCUCUGAUUGGAGUCUGGGAGCGUGCUUUUCGAGGCACAUAUUCGCAAACGGCGCGAUUAGCAGGAAAUGCGCAAAGUGAUGCUGUUGCGGCAAUCGAGAGCUUUUCAGAAGCAUUGAAAUUCAGUGCUGGUACUCCAGACGAGAUUGGGCCAAAUGGCCAUUUUGCGCCGUUAUGGGGUGUCAUAUGCUUAGCUAUGGGGGUGGAUCUUCGUCAAGCAGCCUAUGUUUUCGUCUUGAACCAUGCGAAGGCCGUUCUUAGUGCGGCGGUUCGGGCUUCGGUGAUGGGGCCUUAUCAGGCACAAGGCGUUCUUGCUAGCGAAAGCCUACAGAAGAUGAUCGUCGAACGUAUAGAGCGGGAAUGGGAUACUGAGCCUGAAAAUGCAGGCCAAGUCGUCCCAGUCCUUGAUCUGUGGAUAGGAAGACACGAGCUUCUUUACAGCAGGAUCUUCAACUCGUGAUACGAAUUAUCAAAAGGGAUCUACUCUCGACAUGAACACGAAAGAAGGUUUAUCAGAAAAACAUGACGCAUGAGUAUCAUUCGUCUUUAUCAUCCAGAUCGGUUAGCUAUUCCUACAACCUGCAACAGUCACAGACAUACGCCCUGCCACCCCACCCAGGUGCCGCUCGA